This is a messenger RNA of Orcinus orca (killer whale), 2325 nucleotides long. RefSeq names its product zinc finger DHHC-type containing 1 (gene ZDHHC1). The record is from RefSeq and is a predicted model, not a curated record. Gene Ontology annotation, molecular function: protein-cysteine S-palmitoyltransferase activity. Lineage: Eukaryota; Metazoa; Chordata; Mammalia; Artiodactyla; Delphinidae. The transcript is spliced from 10 exons. The coding region runs from base 348 to 1577 and encodes 409 amino acids. Gene Ontology annotation, cellular component: endoplasmic reticulum; Golgi apparatus. Gene Ontology annotation, biological process: peptidyl-L-cysteine S-palmitoylation; protein targeting to membrane.
AGCCCGCGCCGUUGCCAGGGGAACGGGCCCGCGCCGGACUAGGCCCAGCCCGUCUCAGCCUCGCCCCGCGGUACAGCCAGCCCGCUCGAGCCGGAGCCGGAGGUCUUGCGGGCCUAACCUCCCCCGCGCGGCCCGGGAUGGGGCCCCGAUCCGGGGCGCACCGCCUCCGGGUCUCGGGGACCGUCUCCGCUGCGAGAGUCUGAAGCGCCGCCGCCCUGGGGUGGGUGGACGGCCAGGCGUGGGGGCUGAGCCGCUGAGUGACCUUGGCAAGGCCGACCUGGCUCGGUGGACGACGCGCAGAUGUUUUCAAGUCAGAAAACAUUUACUGAGCACCAACUGUGUACAAGAUGAACAUCUGCAACAAGCCCUCUAACAAGACAGCCCCUGAGAAGAAUGUGUGGACAGCACCUGCACAGGCCAGCGGACCCUCCCCGGAGCUGCAGGGCCAGCGGUCCCGCCGGAAUGGGUGGAGCUGGCCCCCUCACCCGCUCCAGAUUGUGGCCUGGCUGCUGUACCUCUUCUUUGCUGUGAUUGGCUUUGGGGUCCUUGUUCCCCUCCUGCCUCACCACUGGGUGCCUGCUGGCUAUGCUUGCAUGGGCGCCAUCUUUGCUGGUCACCUCGUGGUGCACCUGACUGCUGUUUCCAUCGACCCAGCAGAUGCCAAUGUGCGGGACAAGAGCUAUGCUGGGCCCCUGCCCAUCUUCAACCGCAGCCAACAUGCACACGUCAUUGAAGACCUGCACUGCAACUUGUGCGACGUGGAUGUCAUUCCCAGGUAUGGGCAGAGAGGGGAGCAACACUUGACUCCUUACCAUGUGCUAAGUGCUUAUGAACAACCACCCUGCAGAGUGGGCAACAUCUUUCUCACUUCACAGAGGAGGAAGAGUCCAAUGCUCAGAAAGGCUGAGUGGCCUGAGGCGCGGGUGGGUGACCCGCUCCAGGCGGGGAACCGGCAACCCCCCAGCCAGGCCGGGCAGGAAAAGGCGGGAGAAGCCCGCAACCGUGCUGUGCCCCCUCCCCACCGCAGGAGUGCUCGUUCCAAGCACUGCAGCGCCUGCAACAAAUGCGUGUGCGGCUUCGACCACCACUGCAAGUGGCUCAACAACUGCGUGGGCGAGAGGAACUACCGGCUCUUUCUACACAGUGUGGCAUCUGCCUUACUGGGCGUCCUGCUCCUCGUGCUGGUGGCCACUUAUGUCUUUGUGGAGUUCUUUGUCAACCCCAUGCAGCUGCGUACCAACCGCCACUUUGAAGUCUGCCUGUGCCUUGCAGUCUUGAAGAAUCACACAGAUGUGUGGUUCGUGUUCCUGCCUGCUGCCCCUGUGGAGACACAGGCUCCUGCCAUCCUGGCUCUGGCUGCCCUUCUCAUCCUUCUGGGCCUGCUCUCCACAGCCCUGCUCGGCCACCUGCUCUGCUUCCACAUUUAUCUCAUGUGGCACAAGCUCACCACCUAUGAAUACAUCGUGCAGCAUCGUCCGCCCCAGGAGGCAAAGGGGGCCCACAGGGAGCUUGAGUCAUGUCCCCCCAGGAUGCGGCCCAUUCAGGGGUUGGGUCUGCUACUCCCAUGGUCUCUGUGAGGAUCAGCGACUAAACAAGACAGAGAACACCCAUACGCCUGGUCCCAGGUGGGGCUGUGGCGCUGUUUUUUCCACCACCUAUUGCUUCCCUUUACCGGUAGAAGUUGGGGAGACUGCUCAUCCCCCCACUCCCCGCCAGCAGCUGAGAUUGUGUCUGGUACUCUGAGGACUCAGCUCCGAGGGAACCAUGGAUUCCUGCAGGUAGCCUCGCAGCCUCGGGUGCACACCCGGGUGUGUGAACUGCCCAGUCUCCCAACUAGGGAAAAACAUCGGUUCAGAGACUGGAGCCCUGGGAGGAGCCAGGAGCAGGAGAGGGCCUCUCUGAGUCCCUCUUCUCCCCAACCCAACUUGGCCAGAACAGCUCUAGACUGGGUACGUUGGACACAUGAGGCUGGAGGCUUCCUGGAGGAGGUGGAGUUUGACUAAAUGAAGUGAGGAAAAUGGUGGGGGUGGGGUAAGGUACAAACACAGGUGUUUUAAGCCUCGUUCUGCAUUGGGGUUUUCCCAGCAUACCUGGGAAGCCUGAAGGACAGCCCUAGACCUCUGUGCCCAGACCUCCCACAGUGACCAGUAAGGGGGUGUUGCAUCCAAGACAGAGUGGGCCCAGGACCCAGAAGGCCCUGGACCCACACCUGGCCUCCCAGCCUCCCUCACCUCCAUCUUCCCCAGGAGAUGGAGUUCUACAUGCGGACCUUCAGCCAUGUGCGCCCAGAGCCCCCUGGCCAGGCCAGGCCUGCCUCAGUGAAUG